Molecule: messenger RNA, 1134 nt
Organism: Macrobrachium nipponense
Lineage: Eukaryota; Metazoa; Arthropoda; Malacostraca; Decapoda; Palaemonidae
Exons: 6
Coding region: 51-518 (155 amino acids)
Source: RefSeq, a predicted model, not a curated record
UGGACUUGCAGUGAUUAAAAGUUUCGUGACCAUCUUCGGAUUUAACCGAAAUGUCAAAGUUAUCCCUGUUCUUCAUCAUAUUUGCUGGAAGUUUAACAGCUCGUGUAUAUAUGGAAGCUACAUAUGAAGAGACGCAGUCAAAUUUCCAUAGAGAUAAGCGGCAGUUUUCAAAAAAGGAUUCUUUCAAGAUAAGGCGGCAGUCCCGUCACUACUUUGAAGAAAAUAACGAGCCGAUACAAGAUGGCUGUCAGAGGGACGAGGCACGUUACAUCGGCGAUGGCCAGUGCUACAAACUCCUGACGAAGGGCCCUUGCGCCAUUGACGAGUUCCUCGUUCUAAGUCGCAGGAACAACAGCGGUGUGUGUGAAGCUAGACUAUGUCUACCCGACAGAAUCUUCAUCCCUGAUUUCCAGUUAUGCUUCGACUUUCGGGAUCCAAGUCUCUGCCCUUCUGGGCGUGAACCACGCGUCGACCCUUACGGAUACCCAGUGUGGCCAAUGCAAAUUUGGCACCUUUGAUGUUCUGGGAGACGGGAAUUACCUCGAGGGACAAUUCUUGCGCCCCCAUUCUAUCAAGGACGUCCACUUGUUCCGAUGGAAAGGUACUUUGGUCCAAAGGUCAGGGGGAAGGUCUAGAAUGUUUAUCUGACCCUGCCAAGGCGACAACCUCAGAAGAGGACAUUACGAUAAGCCUCUUGUUCCUCUUCCAGACGGUAGAUGCUUUCCAUUAGGAUCUGAUAACAUUUGCCCUCCCAUGACGUGGUAUUCCCUUGCAUUAGAGACGAUGCGGGCGUGUGUGCAAGCCUCGAGGACUCGGGUUAUGAAAUCUUCGACCAGAAAACUUAUUCCGCUUUCAUCCAGACUUUCGGCUUCGAUCUCGAGGGAGUUUUUCCGUGCUGAUUUCGUCAAUGACGGCCGUGAACACCAUAUUUCCGUAGAUGACCAUUCAUCGUCCCUCUCUUAUGGUUUAGAAGCACACGUGGGAAUCUUGACGGUGAUGGUAAAAAAUCCGCAGGAUUGUAUGGUCUAAGUGAAAAUCAUCAAGCUCAGACGUUGUCGACUGCCAGUAGCCAUAAUUCUCUUGUCGAGACUGUUAGCUCAUUUAGGAGCAUACCGUUAUUUAACGCUUCUGCAG